AGAUAUUUGUUGCAUUUUAUACUACACAUUUAUUCCUUCAACAAAUCGUAAUGAAAUUAUUUUCUUUAGUCUUCUCUUCAACGGUCGUAUUUAUGAUUAUCCAUAAUGGUAUGAUUACUAUGUACACGUCUGAAGACACGCUCUCGCACGACGCAAUUCAAAUAUCUGCCACAUGAUUACUUUUUUAGUCGCGCGAUCUAAUAUAAUUUCCUAUUCACUACUACGCCAGAUCACGAUCAUUAUAUGUCGAUGAGUAAAGCCACGUCAAGUGAUAACUCAUCGAUGAAGAGAGUCACGUUAGAUGAUAAGAAUCUAUGCGAAAAAUGUAAUAGCACAAAAAAGACAGUAGAAAAUUUUUUUCAUUGUAAACAUAAGUUUUGCAUAGACUGUAUAAGGACAUUCAGAAUAAAUGCAUAUGAGUGUUAUAUAGAUGCGUGGGAAAUAUAUCGAUGUGAAACAAAUCAGUCUGAAAAAAAUCAAUGUGUAAUAAAUCAAUGUGAAAUAAAAAAUUGUCAAUCAAAAUUACCCAUAGGGAAAUGCCUAAAAUGUAAUCAAGAUAAGCCAGUAGAUACAUUGUUUCAUUGCAAACAUAAGUUUUGUGAAGAUUGUAUAAAGUGUUUACUAAAGACAAAAACUUAUAAUUGUCCAAUAAAGAAAUGUAACGCAGAAGAACACACAGGAAUGAGAUUAAUACUAUGUAAAUACUGUUUCAAAUAUACAUUAAAAAUAAGACAGUUUAGUGGGUGUUUACAUGAGUUUUGUUUUGAUUGCGGUGAAAAUUACUUAAGGGGAAGAAUAAAAUGUCGAGUAUGUGCACAAAAUCAAAGAGAUAAUGAAAACAUUGUAGCAGAAAAAAAAAAUAAAAUGUAUAAAGAAAGGCUAACAACCACUAAAAAUAAUCAUAAAAAGAAAUAAAUUGUCAACAUUUUGAAAACCAUCAGUGCAAAAUAAUAAGAUAUUAAAUAUUAUAUAGAUAAAUAUUAUUUAUAUCGACUACAACCGCAACACUUCUCUAAAACAAAUAAAAAAAAAAAACCAAGAAGUCCUCAAAUUCCACAAAAAAAAAUUACAUUCUUGUAACUAAAAUAUUAUUUAAUUUUAUAAACUACCAAUUAUAAUCUGAAUGUACAUUUUCUUUUAAAUUUUAAGAAUAAUAUUUUAUAAUUUAUUAUAAGUAAUAGUAUUGCAGAAAAAAGUUUUAUAUUUAAAAAUAUAAUAUAUGAAUAAAUACUAAUUAUAGUAUUUAAA
Messenger RNA from Daktulosphaira vitifoliae (grape phylloxera), 1248 nucleotides. RefSeq lists its product as uncharacterized. Gene Ontology annotation, molecular function: metal ion binding. The coding region runs from base 244 to 915 and encodes 223 amino acids. The transcript has 9 exons. NCBI's taxonomy places the organism in Eukaryota, Metazoa, Arthropoda, Insecta, Hemiptera, Phylloxeridae. The record is from RefSeq and is a predicted model, not a curated record.